AUGGACUAAUAAAAAAGCGAAUUAUAGGAUACUGUCCUUUUUAGAAAAUUUCAAGAAUAUCUAGAGAACUAAAAUGAACUUUAAAUAUAUCAUAAUACUCAUACUGAUAAAUUUUAUAAAGCUAUGCCUUGUACUUUAAAACCAAGAAAAAUAUAGAACAAUCCAAUUAUAAUGGCAUAAAUGCUAGUAAGAAAUAGUCAAAUUCAAUUAGUCUAAAAAAAUAGUCUAUAAAGAAUAAAUUUAGUCAGUAUAAAUCAAUUGUGAAGAAUACAAUAGAACAAGAGCAUGUAGAAGAUUUUCAUCUUCAACUAGAAAUGAUGAACGAUAACAAUAAAUAAGAUCUUAAUUAGUUUCAAGAAGGGAAAAAUAAAGAUGUCAUAGCAUUAAUUCAGAGAUUUUAAAAGAAGUGAAUAUAUAAAUGAAUCAUAAUAUUUUGGAUUUACCAAAAAAAAUAAGAACACCAAAAAGUACAAGGGCAGAGCUAUAUUUUAGUUAUAAUUUAAGGGAUAGUCUAAGAACACCAAGAUGUGGAAUUACAAUUCCUUAAUAUUUAGCUGGUAAGAUUAAAUAAAUAAAAUGA
This is a messenger RNA of Paramecium pentaurelia, 580 nucleotides long. NCBI's taxonomy places the organism in Eukaryota, Ciliophora, Oligohymenophorea, Peniculida, Parameciidae. The record is from the annotation of a GenBank genome assembly.